UGACGAUCAGUUGUUGUUGAUCUUCUCGAUUGUACAAAACUAAUAGUCAUACUGUAAGGUGGGACUAUUAGUAACUUUCUGGUGGACCUUAGUACCAGGUCCUUUUAACUUUCUCUCCGAUUAAGUGUGUAGUUAAUAUUUAAUGUCAAUUGAUAAGUGAAGAAAAAAUAAUCUAAUAAUUAAUAAUUGCAUCUUAGAUUUUACGGUCACAGACAUAUUAUAAAAUCCAUAAACCAUGGAAGACGGACACGCAAAAAGCGUCGAGGAAGUAUUAAAAUAUUUCGGAACGAAUGAUGAGGUCGGCUUAACAUCAGAUCAAGUCAAAACCUUUCAAGCAAAAUAUGGACCUAAUGAACUUCCAACAGAGGAGGGGAAAACAAUAUGGCAAUUAGUGCUCGAACAAUUCGAUGAUCUUUUAGUUAAAAUUCUGUUAUUGGCUGCUAUUAUUUCAUUUGUAUUAGCUCUUUUUGAAGAACAUGAAGGUGUUGAGGCAUUCGUAGAACCAUUCGUAAUCUUACUUAUUUUAAUCGCUAAUGCUGUAGUUGGUGUGUGGCAAGAACGAAAUGCGGAAUCAGCCAUUGAAGCCCUUAAGGAAUACGAACCGGAAAUGGGAAAAGUUGUCCGUCAAGACAAGAGCGGUAUUCAAAAGCUCCGUGCUAAGGAAAUCGUUCCCGGUGACAUUGUUGAAGUGUCAGUCGGUGACAAGAUUCCAGCUGAUAUUCGUUUGAUCAAAAUCUUCUCAACAACCAUUCGUAUCGAUCAAUCCAUCUUGACUGGUACAAAUGUUGCCGCUGGUAAAGCUCGUGGUAUUGUCAUUGGAACUGGAUUGAACACCGCUAUUGGUAAGAUUCGUACUGAAAUGUCGGAGACUGAAGAAAUUAAGACACCAUUGCAACAAAAACUUGACGAAUUCGGUGAGCAAUUGUCAAAGGUCAUCUCAAUUAUUUGCGUUGCUGUCUGGGCCAUCAACAUUGGACAUUUCAACGAUCCAGUCCAUGGUGGAUCAUGGAUCAAGGGUGCCAUCUACUACUUCAAAAUUGCCGUCGCUUUGGCUGUCGCUGCCAUCCCAGAAGGUUUACCAGCUGUCAUCACAACAUGUUUGGCUUUAGGUACACGUCGUAUGGCUAAGAAGAACGCCAUCGUCCGCUCAUUGCCAUCAGUUGAAACUCUCGGUUGCACAUCCGUCAUCUGCUCUGAUAAGACCGGCACAUUGACCACAAAUCAAAUGUCUGUUGCUCGCAUGUUUGUCUUCGAAAAGAUUGAAGGAAAUGACAGCGCAUUCACUGAACUCGAAAUGACUGGAUCCACCUACGAACCCAUCGGCGAUCUUUUCAUCAAGGGAUCGAAAGUUAAGGCCUCCGACUAUGACAUCCUUCAAGAAAUGGCAACAAUCUGUGUUAUGUGUAACGAUUCAGCUAUUGAUUUCAAUGAAGUUAAGGCAGCUUUCGAGAAAGUUGGUGAAGCUACCGAAACCGCUUUGAUUGUUCUCGCUGAGAAAUUGAAUCCAUUCUCAGUUCCAAAGACCGGACUGGAUCGUCGUUCAGCUGCUAUUGUUGUUCGUCAAGAAAUUGAAACCAAGUGGAAGAAAGAAUUCACUCUUGAAUUCUCACGCGAUCGUAAAUCGAUGUCAUCUUACUGCACACCAUUGAAAUCAUCACGUCUUGGAAAUGGACCUAAAAUGUUCUGCAAAGGUGCACCAGAAGGUGUCUUGGAACGUUGUACACAUGCUCGUGUUGGAACCAGCAAAGUUCCACUCACAUCAACACUUAAGAAUCGUAUCUUGGAUCUCACACGUCAAUAUGGUACUGGACGUGACACAUUACGUUGCUUGGCUUUGGCUACUGGCGAUGCCCCAAUGAAACCCGAAGACAUGGACUUGAAUGAGUCUAGCAAAUUCUACACUUAUGAAGUUAAUCUUACAUUUGUCGGUGUCGUUGGUAUGUUGGAUCCACCACGUAAAGAAGUCUUCGAUUCAAUCGUUCGUUGCCGUGCUGCUGGUAUUCGCGUCAUUGUCAUUACUGGUGACAACAAAGCCACCGCUGAAGCUAUCUGCCGUCGUAUUGGAGUGUUCGGUGAAGAUGAAGACACAACUGGAAAAUCAUAUUCAGGUCGUGAAUUUGAUGAUUUACCACUCUCAGAACAGAAACAAGCUGUCGCUCGUGCUCGUCUCUUCUCACGUGUCGAACCUGCUCACAAGUCAAAGAUUGUUGAAUUCUUGCAAGCACAAAAUGAAAUUAGCGCUAUGACAGGUGAUGGUGUCAAUGAUGCUCCUGCUUUGAAAAAAGCCGAAAUCGGUAUUGCUAUGGGUUCAGGUACAGCUGUCGCUAAAUCUGCUUCCGAAAUGGUCUUGGCUGACGAUAACUUCUCAUCAAUUGUCGCUGCUGUUGAAGAAGGUCGCGCUAUUUACAACAACAUGAAACAAUUUAUUCGUUAUCUCAUCUCUUCAAACAUUGGUGAAGUCGUUUCAAUUUUCUUAACAGCUGCUUUGGGUCUCCCAGAAGCUCUCAUUCCUGUUCAACUUUUGUGGGUCAACUUGGUCACUGAUGGUCUUCCCGCCACCGCUUUAGGUUUCAAUCCACCUGACUUGGACAUCAUGACAAAGCCACCUCGUAGAGCUGAUGAAGGUCUCAUUUCUGGAUGGUUGUUCUUCCGUUACAUGGCUAUUGGUGGAUAUGUCGGUGCCGCUACUGUUGGUGGAGCUGCUUGGUGGUUCAUGUAUUCUGAAACUGGACCCCAACUUAGCUUCUGGCAAUUAUCUCAUCACAUGCAAUGUCUUGGUGGUGGUGAUGACUUCAAAGGUGUUGACUGCAAAGUCUUCCUUGAUCCACAUCCAAUGACAAUGGCACUUUCAGUUCUUGUAACAAUUGAAAUGUUGAAUGCAAUGAACAGUUUGUCAGAAAAUCAAUCACUUGUUGCUAUGCCACCAUGGACCAACAUGUGGUUGGUUGGAUCAAUGUGCUUAUCAUUCGCCCUUCACUUCGUCAUCUUAUACGUUGAAGUCCUUUCUGGUGUUUUCCAAGUGACUCCGUUGGGUGUUGAUGAAUGGGUCACUGUGAUGAAAUUCUCAAUUCCAGUCAUCCUGCUGGACGAGACAUUGAAGUUCGUCGCAAGAAGAAUUUCAGAUGUUAACGAGGUAGUUGUUGACAAAUGGCAUUAAGAACAAGAACUCUUUCGAAACAAAUCAAUAAUUAAAAGAAAUAAAAUCAAUCAAUCAAUAAAAUGACAUCUACAACGUAAAACAAUUUCUUAUCACCAUUAAUGAGAAGCAUUCAAUUUGAAUUCAUUAUUCGUUUUCGUUUGUGAAAAGAACAUUGUGUUAAUUUAAAUACAAGAAAGAAAACCAAUUGAUGACGAUAUAGAAUGUUAUCCCAUCCUUAUCAUGAAGUGAAUGGAUAAAAACAAAUCACAAUUAUAUCAUUAAAAAAAAUAAAAGUUAACCACCUUUGAAACUUAGUGUAACCAAUUAAAUGACAUCUGAAUGAUUUUUCUUGUUUUUUUUUUAUUUCCUGAGAUGUGAAAAAAAAGAAAAUAAAUGAAGAUUGAAAUGAAACAGACGAAAAUCACGAAUAUUUCAUUAUCUAAUCUUUAGUAGGAAUCGCAAUCAACAAUUCUUAAAAAAAUAAUAAAAAAAAUUUUGUUUCGUGUGAAAAGCAAAAAUCCUUUUUCUUUGAGUCUAAAUAUCUCGUUGAAUUUAGAACAAUCACAAAUCAUACACAAAUGUAAGUUCAUUGACAUUAAAUGCAGAGAGAUAAAUAAAUAAAUUGUAGAUAUUUUGUUGAUUAACUUAGCGGUCUUUUCAAUUUAUAUUUGCAAUAACUUUUCUUACUCUUAUUCAUAAUCUAUGAACGUUAAUCACCCUUUUCUCGUACCUAAAUAAUUGACUCCUUUUUUAUUUUUCUUGUGUAGAUAAACUUUUCUUUUUAUUAUUACCUAAAUAGGGACAAAGAAUAUUGUUAAAGUUUUAAUUCUUCUUUAGAGGGUGAAAACGCAAAUUUAUCAUUUUCAUUUUGCUUCAUCCUUAUGAGUUGAUACAUGAGAGUUUUAAGAGAUUUUACUAAAAAUUAAUUUAAAUAUCGGAUAGUAAGCGGUUGUUAACCCUUUAUAGGUAAUUUACGCCUUACAAUUAAAAGCAAAAGAAUGAAGUUUUGUUGUUGAUGAAGAAACAUAUUUAAAUACUUAACAAAAAGCGAGCAAAAGAUUCAUGUGGACUUAUAGCGCGUUGAUAAUAAAUGAAAAUUAAAUAAAAUUAAAAAAAACAGUAAAGAGCGAGACAAGCGACUUUUUGGCGAUGAUUUGUUUAAAAAGUAAAACAAUGUUUUAAAGAGAAUAAUACGAAAAGUUGAACUUUUUGAAAUCCAAUUUGGAACCAAUAAAAAAAUAUUAAAAAAAAAAAUUAAAUUUUUCUAUCGACGACAUGAAUUUUCAGAAAAGCUUGAAGGAAUUUCCAUUUAAUCAACUUUUAUUUCAAUAAAUUAAAAUGACUUUAUUCCGAAAAUAAAUAAAUUGUUUGUUGAAAAUGGAGAACAUUUUGGUAUCGAAGGUUUUAUCGUUUAGUAAGCUGUUGCUGUUGCUGUUUGAGCUGAUGAUGCUGAUGAUGAAGAGCUUGCUCCUGAUGAAGAACCAUUAGAAGUGUAAGAGCUUGAAGAUGGAGCACUUGGAUAGUAUGAACUGUAAGCUAAGUUAUGGGAGGACGAAGAUGCAGAAGGUUCCCAAACACGAGAGUAUGAUGAACCUGAACUUGAAGGCUCCCAUGCUGCUGGGCCGUAAGAAGAGUCAGGUGCUGCUGGCGUAGUUGGUGGUCCAUAAUUCAUUGCAGGUUCUUGCAUUCCUGCCAUUCCUGCCAUUCCAUUCAUCAUUGGCAUCAUUGACAUUGGCAUUCCAAGACCAGUUUUCUUCACCAAUUGAGAAAUUAAAAAGCCGAGAACAAUCGUGAUGGCCAAUUUCGAAAGAAUGAGAGCUUUCAUAGCUUUCAAUCCAAUGAUUGCAACAAAGAUUGGCAUUAAGGCUUUCAUUUUAAGUUUAAGUAGAAGAAGAACAGGGAAGAGAAGUUUCUUCUUUAAUAAGCCACGAGAUUCUGUAAAUGAGUCUUCAAUUACUUCAAAAUCAACUCCACGAUCAGCACGAUACGUGACAUCAACAUCACCGAAAAUAAUUUUAGGUAAUUUCACUCGAAUUUCGUUUGUAGCUAAAAUUCUUGAGACGCGAUCAUAAAUCACUUUGUCGACGUUUUUCUCGUCAAAUGCACGAGACUGCUCGACUUUAUAACCGAGAACGGUAUCCAAGUAGGUCAGAACUUUUCCUUUCAGACACGACAUGCCAUUCAUCUCGAAGCAAUCAUUAAAGAUUGCUGAAAUAAGCUGUUCGCUGGUGUGAAUUCGCGGCGUUUCUGUAAUAUCGUUUGAGAUCGCUGCACCAUGCACCACCGUCACAACAAAUAAUCCAAUCGUUAGAAUUCGAUACAUUUCUCUUUCGUUGAUUCUUAAAUUCAGAAUCGAA
Clunio marinus is the source of this 5496-nucleotide messenger RNA. Lineage: Eukaryota; Metazoa; Arthropoda; Insecta; Diptera; Chironomidae. The record is from the annotation of a GenBank genome assembly.